ACUUUGGUUUGUAUAAAAACCCAGUAUGCUUGUAAAUAAUGAUUCGUAUUUCCGAGGCUGUUAUUUGUGUUCUGGACUCAACUGGCUGGGCUAGGCAGUUAGGAAGGACCGAAUAGCACUCAAGACGGCUCGUACGUAUUUCAAGUAUCAUUUGCAUCCGAUCAGUAAAAUCCACUCCUCUCCUAAUUGCACGUUCAUAUAUAUUACGAGUGCAUACGAUAUAACAACUGACGACAGGGUAAAAAAAUGGCUCUAACUUCCGAUCAAUUUCAGUUGCUAAUCCAGCGACAAGAGCAGCGCUUCAGAAAGAGUCAAUUGGAAUUCAUUGACAAGUUACAUGCAAAGCUGCUGAAUCACCCAUGUUUUGGGGGUGCAACGGAAGUCGACGCAUUAAUUUUUAAAUUGCGUACAGAGCUGGAAAACGAUUGCAGAAUGAAUGAAUAUACCGGGGAAAGCCUCUAUGAAUCCGCGAAAAACAGUAAUUUAAAUGCAGCAGUAGCAGUUCUACAUGAUCAGCCCAGUAGUCCGGUACUGCCUGUUUCAGAGACAUGCCCUAUACACGGUCCAAGUCCUAUUAACCCCGAAAACGGACGUGCAAACAGUGGAUCAACCUGUUUACAGAAAGACAAUGUUUUGCUAAAUGCUCAUGAAAUUGCUGUAGUACACGCCCACGAAGAAACGGGAGACAAAUCGAGCAGUAUAUUGAAUACAGUGGCGCCAAAUGAAACUAACCAUGACACAAAAAAUGUUUCUAAUGAAUCUAAUGAUCAAAAUUCUGUAAUUGUUCUGCCAGAUUUAUAUUAUUUUGAUGAUUCAUAUGUUCCUGUUGAACUCUCUUAUAAAAAUGAGAGAAAAAUAUCAGAUGCAUUAAAUGAUAAUCAAGAAUCCACUGAUUAUGACUCAUUAUCUGCCAAUGAGGUUCCGAAAAAAUUGAAGCAAACUGUUUCACAAGAAUCGAAAGCUGGUGACCUCAAAUUGAAUGUCGUCGAUCCUCACGAUCUGAUCAGUUCUGGUGGAUUCUCUGUUAAAUACGACGAAUGUGUUUUAAAUAAUGUCACAAUAAUGGUAACUUGGGUACAUGAGGAUCCAACAGUCUUUCGUGGGGGAGGAUGAAUUCGAGAAAUUAAAAAUCCGGAUGUCGACUCCGGAUUUCUCAAAAAGGGGAGGUGUUAUAUCCCCUGGUGAAUUAUGAAUCGUAAAUCUGAGGUCUAUUAUCGACCAAUGUAUUAUGCCUAUUUCUUAUUGUACAGUUGUUACGUAACUAAAUUAUUCAUAUUUGUGUUUCUCUUAUCAUUAGCUUUAUUUUGAUCUUUGAUUUAUGAUCAUACGAUUCUUGAGUUAUAAUCAGUUUAUUGAUUACUUUGGUUUGUAUAAAAACCCAGUAUGCUUGUAAAUAAUGAUUCGUAUUUCCGAGGCUGUUAUUUGUGUUCUGGACUCAACUGGCUGGGCUAGGCAGUUAGGAAGGACCGAAUAGCAAUCGAGACUGCUCGUACGUAUUUUCUGUAUCAUUGCACGUUUCAUAUACAAUAACGAUUGUUAUACGAGUCAUAACAAAUUGGCGACGGCUAGG
Schistosoma rodhaini is the source of this 1570-nucleotide messenger RNA. Lineage: Eukaryota; Metazoa; Platyhelminthes; Trematoda; Strigeidida; Schistosomatidae. The record is from the annotation of a GenBank genome assembly.